AUGGAAAAAACCAUCUCCAUGUGCUGGGAAAUUUGGAAGGACAGGAACACCGUUCGUAACGAGGGUGUGAGUCGGUCAGGUAACACUUUGGCCAGGAGCUCAGUUGCUAUAGUGGAGGAAUUUAGGGGUGCAAAAGAAAGGGUGUUGCUGUCUGGUCCAGAGCGGCACGUCAGGUGGCUUCCUCCAGAACCACCUAGGUACAAAAUGAAUGUCGAUGCGGCUAUAUUCAAAGACCUUCGGGCUAUGGGGGCGGGAAUGGUGCUAAGGGACUCGCAAGGUUUGGUCUUGGCUGCUAUGAGCAAGAGAGUCCCUGCCAACCUGGAAGCGUUGGAAGCAGAGGCGAAGGCUAUGGAAGUUGCGGUCCAAUUUGCAGGGGAGGCGGGGUUUAGAGAGGUGUAUUUUGAGACCGACUCCAGCACACUUAAGAAUAUCUUAUCUGGAAUUUCAGAGGCCCCUGCAUCUAUCGAAACAAUCACGGACAACAUAUUGGCCCAUUUAGACAAUUUCCAUUUUGUUUCUUUCUGUCAUGUUAAAAGGGAAGGCAACAGGCCAGCCCACAUCCUAGCCCAACAUGCAAAAUAUGUGGGUGAUUUUGUUGUAUGGUUGGAGGAAACUCCAAACUUGAUUGAGGACGCGUGUUCUCAGGAUAUUGCUUGUAAUGAUUCUGAAGUUUUAUAA
Molecule: messenger RNA, 678 nt
Organism: Quercus lobata
Lineage: Eukaryota; Viridiplantae; Streptophyta; Magnoliopsida; Fagales; Fagaceae
Exons: 1
Coding region: 1-678 (225 amino acids)
Molecular function (GO): RNA-DNA hybrid ribonuclease activity; nucleic acid binding
Source: RefSeq, a predicted model, not a curated record